Molecule: messenger RNA, 1660 nt
Organism: Acanthoscelides obtectus
Lineage: Eukaryota; Metazoa; Arthropoda; Insecta; Coleoptera; Chrysomelidae
Source: the annotation of a GenBank genome assembly
AGAGUAAACAAUUGGAGUUGGGCGAUAAGAUGGAUCUGGCCAGUUACCUAUUGAAACCAGUACAAAGAAUGGGAAAAUACGCUCUAUUAUUGCAGCAAAUGAUGAAAGCUUGUCCCGAAACGCUCCUGAACUCAUCUGAAAGGUCUAUUCAAGAAAUUGAGGACCUCAAACUAGCCGAAGAGAUGGUGAAGUUUCAGUUGAGACAUGGCAAUGAUUUGCUGGCCAUGGAUUCGAUUAGGGAAUGUGAUGUAAAUUUGAAAGAACAGGGUCGCCUCUUAAGGCAAAACGAAUUCUUGGUUUGGGAAGGAAAAAGUGGGAAGAGGUCACUUAGACAAGUUUUCCUAUUCGAAGAGUUGAUACUAUUCAGUAAAGCACGAAGGUUUCCUGAUAGAAAGAACUUGGACCUCUACAUUUACAAGAACAGUAUCAAGAUGACGGACAUUGGUUUAACGGCGAAAAUCGGUGAAAGCCCCACAAAAUUCGAGAUUUGGUUCAGAAAACGUAAGCCUAAUGACACGUUCACCUUGCAGUCUAUGACAGAGGACGUGAAAAAGAUUUGGACGGAAGAACUAUCACAACUGCUAUGGAAGCAAGCUAUAAAAAAUAGAGCUGUACGUAUGGCAGAGAUGUCUUCCAUGGGAAUUGGAAACAAACCUUGUCUAGACAUCAGACCCAGCGAUAACCAAAUCAGCGAUAGGUCAAUAAGCUUUGCUCAACUAAGUCGAACUGUUCCGAGGUUCCGUAACUCCAUAGUGGGCCCGGUGACAGAAGCGUGUCGGAACGUCAAACGCCCCCAUUCAGUGAUAUCUAUGUCGAGCGUUUCGUCAAGUAGCACCAGUUCUGGAGGGUCAGCAGGCACGCCGACAGGUCAAGGCGGCUCCAUCGGUCAUGGCAGUUAUGAGUCAACUUGCGAUAGUCCUAAGCCGUAUCACAAGUCUGCAACCUUGAAUAGCCAAUGUUCAGUAGUACAAUUGAGAUUGGUACUACUGAAAGACUGUCAAAAUCUACCAGCACCAGUAUUGCCAAGAUGACACCUUCUAUCCAUUGUGAUACUCGUAGAACUUUUAUUUUGAGAGUGGCAUCAUAGCAGACAUUUCGGUAGCUUCAGAUGAAUCGUUCGAUCCAGCAAACGCCGGCUUGUAGAAUUUAGUCAUGUUUGCAUUUAAAAUGCAUGUUUGGCUGUUUUAAGUCAAUAUUACACCACGUGCCAGGUAUAUACCAUUUAGCUUUAAGUUGAUAUUUUAAAAAAGCAUAUAACUUAUAUGUAAUAAUUUUUUAUUCACUUUAUGUCAAUGUAUAUAAUUUAAACGUUAUUGUAAUUUAUUCGAUAAUAUUUUAUAUUUUUUGUCAGAUCUUUAUAGUAUAUUUUGAGCUAUAUCCAGACCAGCUACGUACCUUAUAUUAUCGCUAUCUUCAAGCAACCUACAGUAAAUAUAAUUUAUUUUAUUCCUGUACUUAAAAAUACCAGUUCGAUUGUCACAAUGCAGAAAUUCACUACAGCUUUAGAAAAUUGACCACUUUUGUAUAUAUUUUUACAUUGAUAGUACCUUGAUAGAAAAAAUAUUAACACUAAUAAAUACCUAGACCCUAAUAACAAAAACUGUAAAUGCAUGGAAGGACUUUUAUAUUAUACUGUAGUCAUAUUAAAGAAGAAAUAAAU